Messenger RNA from Racocetra persica, 689 nucleotides. The record is from the annotation of a GenBank genome assembly. Lineage: Eukaryota; Fungi; Glomeromycota; Glomeromycetes; Diversisporales; Gigasporaceae.
AAUCUGAUAUCCAAGAAAUAAAUAUUCUGGACCUUAUUGCAUCUGAUACAGAAACGAGAUGGAAUAGCACUUUUUUUUUAUUAGAAAGGCUUAUUUAUUUUUGUGAUACACUUUCUGUAUUAGCUAAUAAGCUAGCCUCAAAUCCUAACAGAACUACACGAAGUGAUAGUGAUGAUUUAAAAAAAUUAUUACUUAAUUCAGAAGACUGGACAUUAUUGGAUGAAUUAAUUUUAUUACUUCGAUCUUUCGUAGAUACAACCAAUCUUACAUCAGGCAGCUCAUAUCCUACACUUUCAUUAUGGUAUCCUACUUUACAUUGCUUAAGAGAAUAUUUAAACAAUAUUCUACAAACUAUUACAAGUUCUCAAAUUAGAACAGUAUGUACCGAAAUUUUAGCUUCAUUGUACAAACAUUGGGAUAUUCCUGAUGAAUUAGACUGUAUAGCAAGUUUUUUAGAUCCUCGAUUUAAAUUUUUAAAUUUUUUAUCACCACUUCAAAGAGAAAACAUCAAACAAAAUUUAAAAAACCGAAUCGAAUUAUUAGAAACCUCUAACACACUAUCAACUACUACUUCUUCUAACAAUACUUCUUUAUUUAUAGAUUUUUUUAACCAAAAUUCAUCUUCACAACCUUCUACAUCCCAAAUUGAUAUAAAAAUAUCUCUUUAUUUACAACUUCCCGCUCUUGCU